AUGAGAGGCAAAAGCACAGUCUCCCAGAGGAUAGUGAAGAUGGGACAGAGGCAGGCGCGCUACCAAGAAGCUCCUCAGGUGAAUUUCGGCUCUCCCAGGACCUCCUUGUGCCCUCACUAUUUGGAGCAGCCGGGACCUAGGCUCUGCUGCCAUUACCAGCACUACCCCCAGGUUUAUCCGGAGAGGGUCCUGAGCUAUUCUCCCCCUUACUCCCCCAGCCUGUUCAAGAGGCCCCCAGAGCGCCGGUGA
This is a messenger RNA of Knipowitschia caucasica, 249 nucleotides long. The record is from the annotation of a GenBank genome assembly. NCBI's taxonomy places the organism in Eukaryota, Metazoa, Chordata, Actinopteri, Gobiiformes, Gobiidae.